Messenger RNA from Malania oleifera, 900 nucleotides. Its product is annotated as transcription factor bHLH52-like. Gene Ontology annotation, molecular function: DNA-binding transcription factor activity; protein dimerization activity. Gene Ontology annotation, biological process: regulation of DNA-templated transcription. The transcript is spliced from 2 exons. The coding region runs from base 1 to 900 and encodes 299 amino acids. Lineage: Eukaryota; Viridiplantae; Streptophyta; Magnoliopsida; Santalales; Ximeniaceae. The record is from RefSeq and is a predicted model, not a curated record.
AUGGCCUUGGUGAGCAGUAGUUCAUGCUCCAACAUGGGAACCCUCCUUGAUCCCACCAUCAUCCCAUCACACAUGGUUCCAAUCUUUCACCACUCAGAAGAAGAAACAGAUCACCAUCAGCUUCUUACUUGCUGCGACGGCCUCGAUUUCCCCAACAACUUGUUCGUCGAUCCCUUAUCAUGUUUCGACCCCAUCAACCCCUUCUUCUUCCCAGAAACUUGCACUAACAAUCUCCUUCCAUGCUUCCCUCCUUUUGAUCCUCUAUUUACCCACUCAUCCCCCAAAACUUUCGAUGAAAAUUUCGAUUUGGAUUUGGAUUUCGAUUCAUGCUCCUACUCCAAACGCCAGCGGUACUGCUACCAAGAAGAUAAUUUCACUGAUCAGAGCUGCGUGAGUGGGUUUGUUCCGAGUAGUUAUUCACUGAAUUCGGACGGGCUAUUCCUUCCGCUGCCAACGGAGUGCUAUGGCGGUGGCGCUGCGGCGGAGGCAGUGGUGAGGAAAAGUGGUAAAGUGGAGGCGGGGUGCGUGUCGGCGCAGAGCAUAGCGGCGCGGGAGAGGAGGAGGAAGAUAACGGAGAAGACGCAGGAGCUGGGGAAGCUGAUACCAGGUGGGAGUAAGAUGAACACUGCUGAGAUGCUGCAAUCUGCUUUCAAGUACGUGAAGUUCAUGCAAGCCCAAGUUGGGAUUCUGCAAUCCAUGGAGUCAAUUCAGGGAGUGGGCGACAAAGAAGAAUUUCGUGCUCUCAUUGCAUCUCCAAUUGUCCAAGAAAAGCUUUACGUUGAGGAGAAGUGUUUGGUUCCCGUGGACUCUAUCAAAACUUUCACAAACCAUCAUGAAGCACAAUUAAAUUCUUUUAUUUCAAGCGAGCUCAAUCUACUUGUUGAUGAUCUCAAUAAAUAA